This is a messenger RNA of Xyrauchen texanus (razorback sucker), 839 nucleotides long. RefSeq names its product vasoactive intestinal peptide b (gene vipb). The coding region runs from base 125 to 577 and encodes 150 amino acids. The record is from RefSeq and is a predicted model, not a curated record. Gene Ontology annotation, biological process: negative regulation of potassium ion transport; positive regulation of epinephrine secretion; phospholipase C-activating G protein-coupled receptor signaling pathway. Gene Ontology annotation, molecular function: peptide hormone receptor binding; neuropeptide hormone activity. Gene Ontology annotation, cellular component: perikaryon; extracellular region; neuron projection. NCBI's taxonomy places the organism in Eukaryota, Metazoa, Chordata, Actinopteri, Cypriniformes, Catostomidae. The transcript is spliced from 6 exons.
UGGAGAGAGAGACAGACAGAGGAACACAGACAGACAGGAGGUGCAGGAAAACUAGUCUUCAUUUGUACAGGUGUCAGCACAGUGGACGGAGCUUGUAUACUAAAAAAACAUCUCAACCAUAGCAAUGACUUCACUAAGCAGUUUUCAGAUGCUCCUCUUGACUGUGAUCUGCAGCGUGUUGUGCUGCAGGACGUUCGCACUGCCUGCGAUCUCGCCAUAUCCUGACAUGAGAUCAGGUCUUGACGAAGACGUGGAAGAUGACUGGAGCAGAGACCCGUCACUACAAGAUCUAGAUGCAUAUAAACUCCUGUAUGACAUCGCAAACACAGUUGAGAGACCAUCGAGGCAUGCUGAUGGACUGUUCACCAGUGGAUACAGCAAACUGCUCGGACAACUUUCUGCUAAAGAAUAUCUGGAGUCAUUGCUUGCAAAAAGAGUCAGUGAUGACUUGGGUGUGGAGCAGAUGCCAAUUAAACGUCACUCAGAUGCAGUCUUCACAGACAACUACAGCCGAUACCGUAAACAGAUGGCAGCCAAGAAAUACCUCAACUCCGUUUUAGCGGGAAAAAGGAGGUGAUAUGGACUGCACUACGUCAUGCAUUCAACUCUUUCUCUAUAUUCAUAUUGUAUAUUCAAGCUUCUCUUUCAUGGGCUGAAACAGAAUUCACAAACACAACACAAACUGAUUUAAAUGACUAUAAUUCAGACUCUUCAGUAUUGCUGUAACAAAUACAGUUUUAACAUUUUGUGGUCUUUGUGUGUGUGUGUGUGUGUGUGUGUGUGUGUGUAUUGUUGACAAAGCUGUUAAAUCUAUCAAGAUCUUUUCCUUAUAAAUAAAU